AUGCCUCCAAAACUUUUGACUCCUCCGGCCUUCAUCGACCUUCUUGCUCGCGAAACUAGUCGUCGAGUUAUUCCUGUCGACGCGUCCUGGUACAUGCCCAACACUCGCAGGGAUGCCCGCAACGAGUUUUUGACCAUAGAAAGAUUAGAGAAUGCGGUUUUCUUCGAUAUUGAUGCCGUCAAAGACGCUGCUUCGCCUUUUCCACACAUGUUACCGGACCUUCCAACCUUCAAUUCCAGCAUGAGAACUCUUGGAAUUCGUGAGUCUGACGUGCUGGUGGUGUACGACCGUGCAGGAAACUUCUCUGCCCCUCGAGCAGCUUGGACUUUUGCACUCUUUGGACACCCUCAGGUCUACUUGCUAAACAGUUUCCCAAAAUACAAGCAGCUCGGUUUACCUCUAGACACUGCCACAAGAACUACGGUGUCACUACUGCCACAGCCAUCUGACUACAAUUCGCACACAGACAAUCGAUCUGAGGAAGUAGUUCACUUCGAAGACUUGUUGCCGUUGGUGAAAUCCAACACGCUCAAUGACCGUUACAACCUAAUCGAUGCUCGCAGUUGGGACCGAUUUGCCGGUAAAGCACCAGAACCUCGGCCUGGACUACCCAGCGGACAUAUUCCUGGCUCUCAAUCAUUGCCUUUCCCUUCCACUCUCGCAGAGCUUGGGUGUUUUGAUGAAAAUACUGAGUCGAUGCACAACCGCAUCACUGCGGCUUUGGCCGCAAAUGGAGGCUCUCUUGAUCCAGAGAAGCCUACAAUAGCUAUGUGCGGGACCGGUGUAACUGGUGUGAUUGUCAAGACUGCACUUGAGCUCGCCGGGGUGCCCAAGGUCCGGCUCUACGAUGGCAGCUGGACCGAAUGGGUUUUGCGUGGAGGAGAAGUCAAAGUGAGCAAGUAG
This is a messenger RNA of Lachancea sp. 'fantastica', 903 nucleotides long. The record is from the annotation of a GenBank genome assembly. NCBI's taxonomy places the organism in Eukaryota, Fungi, Ascomycota, Saccharomycetes, Saccharomycetales, Saccharomycetaceae.